UGGACAGCGUGCAGAACUGAGUCGAUUGCCACGAAUGUGAGAUUGUGAGAGAGAAUGAUGGAUGAGUAGGUGUGUGCUUCGAGGCGCGAGAAUGUAUGGGCUUGGACGCGGUGCUGAUGGGAGUGCGGAGAGUAGCGUGACGGGCGAGACUUGGGAGCGGCAUGAGGGCGCGACAGACGGGAUCAGUGUAUGACGGGAAGCAGAGCAGGAGACGUCGGCGACAGAGAAGCGGAAUCGUGGACACGAGAGAGAGUGUGUGUUUUGGCUCAGCGCAAGGCAGCACCGUCGACGCUGCGGCGCCGCGGCAGCGGCGGAGCUCUUGCUCGGCGGGCACGGGCGGCACGACGCUUGCCGCGCUCGGGCGUCUCUGGCUGGUCGGCCGUGCGACGGUCAUUCGACGACGGCGAGCGCUCGGGAUGCGAGCCGAGGCGACGUUUGCCCAGCGUCGGCGUGCUUUGCGCGCUGGAUGCCGCCGAGAACGACGAGUACGAGAGCGAGUGUGCCUGCGUCGAGCGCGGCUGGAGCGCCGACGACGUCGAGCUCGUCGAGCGCGCCAUGCGCAGCCGGAGCGAUGGCAGCGAGAGCAUGCGUGGCAGAGCCUGUCGUGCCUCCGACACCGACGACAUCGACGGCGACGGCGACCAGAAGAAGGACGCCGGCGCCGGGUCGGAAAAGGUGCCGGGCGCCGCGGUGGGUGCCUCGAUCACAGUGGACGCGUGCGGCGAAAGACGCAUCGAGUCGUCCUCGGCCUCAUCGGCCUCUUCGGCAGUCGCCUCGGUCGAGGAGGCCCGCCAGGGGCCCUCGAGGAACUCGGUCGGCCGCGACGGCGGCGGAAUGGCGAUGGGCGGACUGCUGGUACUCGACAUGCUCUGGCUCGGAGGUGGCGAGCUCGGCACCGACGGCGACGACGGCGCCGGGGCGGUGUUGCUGCUGGCGCCUUCCUGUGGACCGAACGGCCGCUGCUGCGCCAGCAGACUGGCGCGGCGCAGCGUCUGCGAGCUGCCGGCGAAGGACGAGAAGGACGAUGGCAAGCGCGCUGGCGAGGCCGGAGCCGGCGACGGCGAGGCUUGCGGGGACGAGUUGUGCGUGCAGGGCGCCGACUGCGUGCCGCCGACCGAGGCGAUGCGCGAGCGCGGCCGCGAGAGGGCCGAGACGGCAAGCGGUGCGCUGUGCGGCUGCGGCGAAGGCGCAAAGCUGGCAGCCGAGACGAGCGUCGGGCUGGUGAGCGGCGUCAAGGGACGGAGAAGCGAGAGCGUCGGCGGGCCCGUGUUGCUGCGCUUGCGCGUGUCGACGGGCGCCGAGGAGGCCAGCUGCGACGGCGAUGUUGGCACGGAGAGGCGGUUCGACGGCGGCGAGCCCGGACUGCCGAGCUUGAGACGCAGCAGCGAGCUGGUCUGCGAGUUGCUGCCGCUGGCUGCUCGCGAGUGGGCGCCGCUGAGCUCCAUGCUGCUCUCGCGAGAGUGACGGCGCGAGGUGCCGAGCGAGAGCGGCGGGAUGCGUGCGGCGCCGCUGGCCGAGGAGCGACGAGAGAGAGUGGUGGGCGAGUGCCGCAGCGGAGGACUGCCGAGCGACGCCGAGGGCCGCCGGGCAAAGAGCAGCGCCGGCGGCGGCGGCGCCCGUCCGGCGAGCGGCGUCGGCGUGGCGAGGCCGUCGAGCAGCUCCUCCUCGGGCAGCGGCGCGGCAACGCUGCUGCCGAGCGGUGCAAAGGCGGUGCGAGGGCUCAUGCUGUGCGCACGAGUCUCGGCCAGACGGAGUGUCGAGGCGGAGAGGGCGUGGUAGCCAGCGGCCGCCGCCACGUCGUCCUCGUCCUCGCUCGACGACGAGCAGAGCAGCUCGUCGAGGUCGCGGCGGCCCGUGCUGCGGUCGCGGUCCAUGUCGACGCUGCGGCUCUGCGAGCGGCGCGCCGAGGCGAGCGAGAAGCGGCGCGCGGCGCUGGAGCGGCCGCGCGCCGGCGGGCCGGCGUCGUCGAAGAGGGACGACAGCUCGACGUCGGCGGUGCGCGGCGAGUGCGCAGAGGAGUGCGAGGGGGUACGCAGGGCAAAGGGACGAAAGUGCGGCGGCAGCACCUCGACCUCCUCGUCGGCGCCCGCUACAUGAGCGUGCUGGCUGCCGAGUGCGUGCGUGGGCGACGAUGGCACCGAGGAGCGGGGUGCGGGCCGCACGCGGCGGGCCAGCAUGGCGGGCGAAGGCCGGCGCUCGCCUGUGCGCGAGGCGAGGUGUGGAGGGCGGCGCGGCGCGGGGCAGCGGUACACGCGCCAAGCAAGGCAGCGGCGCCAAGCGCCACGCAGCGUCAGGUGGCUGGAUCGGCGCCGGCUGCGGCGGGCGCACGGGUGAGAUGCGGGCCAAAGCGUGCGGAGGGCAGGGUGCGGCGAGAUGCGAGAUGCGAGAUGCAGAAUAGAGAGGGAGGCGAGGGCCGGGCUCAGCGAGAUGAGGGCGGCCUUUUUGGCGGACGAGGAGGUGCUGGGCGGCGGCGAGUCACGCUGGCGCAGGGUGCAGGGCACGCGCGCGUGCAGCAGGGAGCGCAGAGCGAGGGACGCGGCAGGGCUGUGACUCGCACAACGGCCUGCGCUGGGGAUGGGAGAUGGGAGAUGGCGGUUGCGGACAAGGAGAUGGUGCAACAGCGGGCAGAAGAAGGGCUGCGGCCGGGCCUGCUGCUGAGCUGCAGCGGGCUGCCGGCGGCGGCGGCGCCCUGCCGAGCGCUCUCUCGACGCCCGCCGCCCUCCUCUCGCCGGCGUACCUCGCGGGCGCGCGGCGCUCAACUUUGGGCGUGCAGCAAGCACCCUGCAACCGCCUGCAGGCACGCACGCACGCACAGUUCACCAUGGAGCAUCUCAUGCUGUGCUGCUGCACCGUCGCGUGCGUGCUGAGCGGCUGACUCGGCUGCCGCUGCGCUGCGAUGCGAUGCGUGCUGAUUGAUGUCGAUAGCGCAGCGCGAGGCGCGAGAGAGUGCCAGCGCCGGCGCGGCGCGGCAGGCUGCGAGCGGCCCGGCGGCGCACACCCCUUGCCCAGCCCGUGCCCAGAGCCAACGCAGCCGCCUUCGAAGCGUUCGUGCUGCUGAGCUGCUCCUCUCUCUGCGGCUGCCCGCUAUUUGCUGCGUGCUGUGUCACAGCAGCCUUGCUGCUGCGGGCGCGCGCCUCGGCGCCUUUCUGCCGGGAACGCGCCG
Messenger RNA from Tilletiopsis washingtonensis, 3163 nucleotides. RefSeq lists its product as hypothetical. The coding region runs from base 162 to 2867 and encodes 901 amino acids. The transcript has a single exon. The record is from RefSeq and is a predicted model, not a curated record. NCBI's taxonomy places the organism in Eukaryota, Fungi, Basidiomycota, Exobasidiomycetes, Entylomatales.